GGACUCCUAAGGUACUUAGUGCUAAGCCAAGAAAGCCUAGUCGUUUUUUAAAUGAAUUAACAACUAAUAACGAUAAGGAGGCAAGUAUUAAUGAUGUUGAUAAUGAAAACUUAAUGUUAGUUGAUGAUGAAACAGAGUUAUUAAUAGCAGCAGACCCGGAGCAAGUUGAAGUUGAAAGAAUUGAUGAAAUCGAUGAUGUUGAUAUCGAAGAAACCAACGAAGCCUCUCUAAUUAAUGCUACAAAUGCAGAAGUAUCAGUUUUAAGUCCAUUGCCACCAUCGGUUCAGAAACGAAGAACUGCAGCAAUUAGAAGCCGUAGACGUAAUUCUAACAAACGACAGAGUAAUAAAAUCGUCAACUCAUCUUCAUCUAAAGUUACUAUACGACGUGAACUUGAAAACCUUUUUUCGGAAAAACAAGCUGAUUGGAAAAGACGGGAUUUUGUAAAAGCCUGUAUUGAGAAAAAUAUCUAUUUAGAUAAUAAUGUAGAAUUGAAUACGAAAAGGUUGUUUACAUGGUUCGAUGGAAGAAAAAAUAAGAUAAAGCAAAUGGCUAGCUU
Racocetra persica is the source of this 559-nucleotide messenger RNA. The record is from the annotation of a GenBank genome assembly. Lineage: Eukaryota; Fungi; Glomeromycota; Glomeromycetes; Diversisporales; Gigasporaceae.